AUGACAUCAUCCACAAUUGUUUUGGAUGUUGAAGGAAUUCUGUUCAAGACCCAUAUAAACACCAUAACUUCGGCAAAAGGUAGCUAUUUCGAGCGCUUGUUCCAGAAUGGAUGGAGGGAACGUCUCGAUAAGCAUGGCCACCUGUUUAUCGAUCGAGACGCGACGAUAUUCCCAUUAAUUCUGAACUAUCUUCGAGAUGGAAAUAUUCCAUUACCGAAGGAUGAAUACUAUUUGGAGAGGAUUUUAAGAGAAGCAAGGUUCUUCAAACUGAACAAUCUCUGCGCUGAGAUUGAGAAAAGAAUCGAUCAGCUCAAAAACAGAAAACACGUAGGAUUUCUGAGAACGAGAACUAAUGGAAGCAGCAGUGAAAUCAGUCCGACAAGUGUUCGAUCAGAAACUAUCUUCGAUGUUGAGAAGAAGCCGAAAAGAUUAUCUCGUGGUUUACUGGAAAGCACAUAUCCGGAAACGCCAUUGGUUCCAAUGCGUAGGAGAGGUAAGAGCAAAAAACUCGACUCGAUAAGUCUACCCAGGAACUUCACGCAUGUUGCUCACGUUGGUUGGAAUGGGAAUGGUGUUAUUUUUGAUGAGGAUCUCCUCGAUAAACACAGCACAGUACAGGCGAUUAUCGAUGCAGCAAAGAAGACUGAUCUUGGUCCUGUAUACAACGUUGUGAGCGGUGACAAUGGGAACGACAGUAGCCAUGCUGUCGAAGUCGUACUUGCUGGAUCGCUUAUGCAAACAAAAGAUCCACUAUACAGUAAACCACAGAAAAAGGCGAUCAGGCCACCACCGAAACGACUUCCGCACUUUUCCAACAAUGACACAAGUCGAUAA
Messenger RNA from Necator americanus (New World hookworm), 834 nucleotides. RefSeq lists its product as uncharacterized. Gene Ontology annotation, biological process: protein homooligomerization. NCBI's taxonomy places the organism in Eukaryota, Metazoa, Nematoda, Chromadorea, Rhabditida, Ancylostomatidae. Gene Ontology annotation, molecular function: protein binding. The transcript has 7 exons. Bases 1 to 834 code for a protein of 277 amino acids. The record is from RefSeq and is a predicted model, not a curated record.